Molecule: messenger RNA, 730 nt
Organism: Prunus dulcis (almond)
Lineage: Eukaryota; Viridiplantae; Streptophyta; Magnoliopsida; Rosales; Rosaceae
Exons: 3
Coding region: 195-617 (140 amino acids)
Source: RefSeq, a predicted model, not a curated record
UCUUUUUCUUCUUCUUCUUCUUCAUAAAACCCAAACUUGAGGGUACUAUUCAUCACUUUAGAAGUCCAAUUUCGAUAGCUCAAAUAAAAAAACUUCAUUCAUCAAAGUUGUUCAUCUGUUCGAAUACUACAACAUACCCAAACAUGAGCAUCAUCAGACCGGUCUAGCUACCUCGACCCGGCUAUGACAUUUCUAUGUUUAUCCAUGGCUGGUUGUUCCUCAGUUGGAGAACUUUGACAUCCAAAAAUCAGAGCAAUCCAACUACUCUAACUAUGUCUGUGGUAAGCAUGUUCGUCGCUUCCUCGGAUUCUGCUGUUAUCACUGUAAAGUACCUUAUUCACUCUUGUAUGUCACUUUUCCCUUGCUCAGAUGACAAUACUUCCUUCAUGAAGCUUGUUCAGAAUUCUUUUCUCUACAAUAUAUCCAAAAAUAGUCGCAGUCUAACAAGUGUAGCUUUCUCGGCAGUGGUACACCUGAAACAAGCUUUUGGUAGUUUUCAAGUGUUGUUUGAAUUGUUUAUUUCUCUUUGGAAGCUUCACGUAGCUUUCGCACCAAUAUUAAGGAAUCAGUUACCCAAGCAAGAACAAUUUGAGUUCAAAGGUGUAGAAUUCAAGUGAGGCAUUAGCUUUGGAUUCCAGGUAGGGGGGACUCACUCCCGGACUUGUAUUUUUGUGUAUGUAUGACAUUGUAUAUAUUGUUGUGUGCGAAAACGAAAACUGUAAUGUUUGUG